Dendrobium catenatum is the source of this 1273-nucleotide messenger RNA. Its product is annotated as putative hydrolase C777.06c. The record is from RefSeq and is a predicted model, not a curated record. The coding region runs from base 156 to 1142 and encodes 328 amino acids. The transcript is spliced from 9 exons. Lineage: Eukaryota; Viridiplantae; Streptophyta; Magnoliopsida; Asparagales; Orchidaceae.
AUUUUGAGGCUUUGGCCAACUGCCAAACGCGGCAAUAGCCUGCUACUCUUCACAGUCGAGCAUUCGAGGCUAUAAAUACCGCUCGGCCACUUCUCUGAAAGGAGGAAGUAGGAAUUUCUUGUCGUACUUUUUCCCACGGGGGCAGCGCUGGAGAGAUGGAGACGAAGGCGCUAUCUCAAAACGGCGAUCUCAAAGUGGACGGCGAACAAUUUGACAAUGGCGUAUCCUCGCUAAUUUUCCUCGGUACUGGCUGCUCCAGUGCGGUACCCAACGCCCGGUGCCUUCUCCUCCCGACGGAUCCACCGUGUGAGGUCUGCUCCCAAUCGCUCUUCCUGCCUCCGGAGAAAAACCCUAAUUACAGGUGCAACACUUCUCUCUUGAUUGAUUAUGUUGAUGAAAAUGGCGCCCACAAGUAUAUAUUGAUUGAUGUUGGUAAAACAUUUAGAGAACAAGUUCUGCGUUGGUUUACGCACCAUAAAAUUCCUUGUGUAGAUUCCAUCAUUUUGACACAUGAACAUGCAGAUGCUGUACUAGGUUUGGAUGAUAUCCGUGCAGUGCAGCCAUUUAGUCCAACAAAUGAAAUAGCUCCAACUCCGAUUUACCUCACUCAACAUGCAAUGGAAAGUCUUGCAGAAAAGUUUCCUUAUUUGGUUAAGAAAAAUUUCAAAGAAGGAGAAGAAGUAAGACGUGUUGCUCAGCUUGAUUGGAGGAUAAUUGAAUCUGAUUGUGCGAAACCAUUUAUAUCAUCUGGCCUAGAGUUUGUUCCUUUACCAGUGAUGCAUGGUGAGGAUUAUGUUUGUUUAGGCUUCCUCUUUGGAAAACAGUCAAGAAUUGCGUAUAUUUCAGAUGUUUCACGCUUCCCUGCUACUACCGAGCAUCUUAUUUCAAAGGCUGGAGGAGGGCAACUUGAUCUUCUCAUUUUAGACACCUUGUACAAGAAAGGUUCCCACAACACCCACUUUUGCUUGCAGCAGAGUCUUGAUGCUGUUAAUAGAAUUAGGCCGAAGCAGGCUUUGUUCAUUGGGAUGACGCAUGAUUUUGAUCACCACAAGGAUAACAAGGCAUUGGCAGAAUGGUCCAACAGAGAAGGUAUUCCGGUACAACUUGCUCAUGAUGGAAUGAGAAUCUUCUGUGACUUGUAAUUAGGUAUGUUACUUGUUUAUUGUUCUUUACUUUGAGAGUUUGAUGACUUUGGUCUACUUUGAAAUAUUUUUCAUGGAGAAAUUUUUUUCUUUUUUAUAUGGGUAACGUCAUUAAGGUUUACUAGUACCAA